GGGCGGGGUCCGGUCCUCUGCUCCUCUCGCCCCGGGGUCCUCACGCCAGAGCCGCAGCAGCAGCGCUCCCGCCGCCCACAGCCUCUCCGCCCCGAGCUGUCCACGCCGCGCAGCGCACCGUCCCCUCCGCAGCCAUGUCCACCAGGUCCGUGUCCUCGUCCUCCUACCGCAGGAUGUUCGGCGGCCCCGGCACCGGCACCAGGCCGAGCUCCAGCCGCAGCUACGUGACCUCGUCCACUCGCUCCUACAGCCUGGGCAGCGCGCUGCGCCCCAGCGCCAGCCGCAGCGUCUACUCCUCCCCGGGCGGCGUGUUCGCCACGCGCUCCUCGGCCAUGCGCCUGCGGAGCAGCGGGCCCGGCGUGCGGCUGCUGCAGGACUCCAUAGACUUCUCGCUGGCCGACGCCAUCAACACCGAGUUCAAGAACACCCGCACCAACGAGAAGGUGGAGCUGCAGGAGCUGAACGACCGCUUCGCCAACUACAUCGACAAGGUGCGCUUCUUGGAGCAGCAGAACAAGAUCCUGCUGGCAGAGCUCGAGCAGCUCAAGGGCCAGGGCAAGUCGCGCCUGGGCGACCUCUACGAGGAGGAGAUGCGGGAGCUGCGCCGGCAGGUGGACCAGGUCACCAACGACAAGGCCCGCGUCGAGGUGGAGCGCGACAACCUGGCCGAGGACCUGAUGCGGCUCCGGGAAAAGUUGCAGGAGGAGAUGCUUCAGAGAGAGGAAGCCGAGGGCACGCUCCAGUCUUUCAGACAGGAUGUGGACAAUGCUUCUUUGGCACGUCUUGACCUUGAGCGCAAAGUGGAAUCCUUGCAAGAAGAGAUUGCCUUUUUGAAGAAACUCCACGAUGAGGAAAUCCAUGAGCUUCAGGCCCAGAUUCAGGAGCAGCAUGUCCAGAUCGAUGUGGAUGUCUCCAAGCCUGACCUCACAGCUGCCCUGCGCGACGUCCGUCAGCAGUAUGAGAGUGUGGCUGCCAAGAACCUCCAGGAGGCUGAGGAAUGGUACAAGUCCAAGUUUGCUGACCUCUCCGAGGCUGCUAACCGGAACAACGACGCCCUGCGCCAGGCCAAGCAGGAGUCAAAUGAGUACCGGAGACAGGUGCAGUCCCUCACCUGCGAAGUGGAUGCCCUUAAAGGAACUAACGAGUCUCUGGAACGCCAGAUGCGUGAGAUGGAAGAGAAUUUUGCUGUGGAAGCUGCUAACUACCAAGACACUAUCGGCCGCCUGCAGGAUGAGAUUCAGAACAUGAAGGAAGAAAUGGCCCGUCACCUUCGUGAAUACCAAGACCUGCUGAAUGUUAAGAUGGCUCUGGACAUUGAGAUUGCCACCUACAGGAAGCUGCUGGAAGGCGAGGAGAGCAGGAUUUCUCUGCCUCUUCCCACUUUUGCUUCCCUGAACCUGAGAGAAACCAAUCUGGAUUCACUCCCACUGGUGGACACCCACUCAAAAAGGACACUUCUGAUUAAGACAGUUGAAACUAGAGAUGGACAGGUCAUCAAUGAAACUUCUCAGCAUCACGAUGACCUGGAGUGAAAACUGCAUGCACUUGGUGCUGCAAUAUAUUACCAGCAAGAAUAAAAAGGAAAUCCGUAUCUUAAAGAAACAGCUUUCAAGUGCCUUUCUGCAGUUUGUCAAGAGCGCAAGAUAGAUUUGGAAUAGGAAUAAGCUCUAGUUCUUAAGAACCAACACUUCUAAGAGAAUUGGAAAAACGAGUUUACAACAUAAUCUAGUUCAUGAAGGCUUGUGCUAGAAUACUUUUUAAAAAGUAUUUUUGAAUACCAUUAAAACUGCUUUUUUCCAACAAGUUAUCUGACCAAUUUGUUUCUGCUUCAAUAAAAUCUUUGAAAAACUCA
Molecule: messenger RNA, 1852 nt
Organism: Pipistrellus kuhlii (Kuhl's pipistrelle)
Lineage: Eukaryota; Metazoa; Chordata; Mammalia; Chiroptera; Vespertilionidae
Gene: VIM
Product: vimentin
Exons: 9
Coding region: 135-1532 (465 amino acids)
Biological process (GO): intermediate filament organization
Cellular component (GO): plasma membrane; cytoplasm; axon
Molecular function (GO): structural constituent of cytoskeleton
Source: RefSeq, a predicted model, not a curated record